AACAUGGCGAUGGCAGGAUGAGGAUGAGGUGAAGAAGCAGGGGGAUGUGAGAGCUGCAGCUGCACAGACACACAAGCGGGGCAGAGAGCACAGCAGGGGGGAUUGCAGCAGAGGAAAGGAGAAGGGGGAAAAAAAUUAAAAACACCCAACCCAACAUUUUCAUGGAGAGCAAAAAUCCCAUGCAAGCUGGGGAGGAUCAGGACUCCUUUGAGCUGAGACCCUUGCAUCAAAAUGCUGAUAGUUGAAAAGACAACUGACUACCCUUCCGCUGAAUACUCUCUGGUGGAGGAUGUAGCCCUCCACUUCACGUGUUUGAUGGACAGACUGAAUGAGCAGCGCCUGUUUCAGCCGGACCUGUGCGACGUGGACAUCGUCCUAGUUCAGCAGAAGAGCAUCUUCCCCGCCCACAAGGGGGUCCUUGCCGCGUACAGCCAGUUCUUCCACUCUCUCUUCACCCAGAACAAGCAGCUGCAGCGGGUAGAGCUCUCCUUGGAGGCUUUGACUUCCCAAGGCCUCCAGCAGAUCCUCAACUUCAUCUACACCUCCAAGCUGCUGGUGAAUGCCUGCAAUGUGCAGGACGUCCUGAACGCCGCCGCCGUGCUGCAGAUGAACAACAUCGCCUCCUCCUGCCAGGAGCUCAUCAACACCAGGUCCCUCAGCCUGGCCAUGGCCAGCGACAUGGCCCUGCCCCCCGACGCCUGUGGCAACGCUGUGCCCCCGCAGUACUACUGUGAGAUUAAGCAAGAGGUGGAUUCUCUGCACCCCAAGAUCUACGCCCGGGAAGGAAACGAUCCCUACUCGGUGCGAGUAGAGGACAGGGUGGGUGGAGGCGGCAACCAGCACCUCCCGGCUGUGCCUGCCAAGCAGUAUUACAAGGAGGAGAAGGACAGUGGCCUGGCCACCAUGUGUAAGAUGGAGGGCGGGGAGUCCGAGGAGGAUCUGGACAGCCAGGGCUCUUACAACCGGGAGCAGAUCAUUGUGGAGGUGAACCUCAACAACCAAACCCUCAAUGUCUCCAAGGGGACGGAAGGGAAGCCCACCGCCAACGAAGCUGCCGCCGUGAUCAGCCGACCAGACGGGGAUGGACGUGACACCGAGGAGGAAGGGGAGGAGGAAAAUGAGGAAGCGGGGGAGGAGGAGGAGGAGGACGCUGAGGUGGGGGAGGAGGAAGAGGAGGAGCACAGCGAAGAGGAAGACCUGGAGGAGACCACCGAGGAGGAGGAGGAAGAGGAGGACGAUGAAGAGGCAUCUGAAGUGAAAAGGGAAAAACCUGGGCAGCCCCGCAGGGGGAACAGGUCGUCCAAGGCCACCAAGUCCACCAUGUCCACCAGGUCCCAGGAUCUGGCCAAGGCGGUGGAGGAAGAGGAGGGCCAGCGUGGGAGGAAGAGGAGAAAGGAGCAGGAUGGGCUGGGCCCGAAAGUCAAGCUGGAGGAGAAGCAGCACUACCCCUGCAAGAAGUGCCCCCGCGUCUUCAACAACCGCUGGUACUUGGAGAAGCACAUGAACGUCACCCACAGCCGCAUGCAGAUCUGCGACAAGUGCGGCAAGCGCUUCCUGCUGGAGAGCGAGCUCCUGCUGCACCAUCAGACGGACUGCGAGAAGAACAUCCAGUGUGUGACAUGCGGGAAAGCUUUUAAGAAACUCUGGUCUCUGCACGAACACAAUAAAAUUGUCCAUGGCUACGCGGAGAAGAAGUUCUCCUGUGAAAUCUGCGAGAAGAAAUUCUACACCAUGGCACAUGUGCGGAAACACAUGGUUGCUCACACCAAGGAUAUGCCGUUCACAUGUGAGACGUGUGGGAAGUCGUUCAAACGCAGCAUGUCCCUGAAAGUCCAUUCUCUUCAGCACUCCGGGGAAAAGCCUUUUAAAUGUGAGAACUGCAACGAGCGGUUCCAGUACAAGUACCAGCUGCGCUCUCACAUGAGCAUCCACAUCGGACACAAGCAGUUCAUGUGCCAGUGGUGUGGAAAGGACUUCAACAUGAAACAGUAUUUCGAUGAGCACAUGAAAACACACACGGGUGAGAAGCCCUACAUCUGCGAGAUCUGCGGCAAGAGCUUCACCAGCCGCCCCAACAUGAAGCGCCACCGCCGGACCCACACGGGAGAAAAGCCCUACCCCUGCGACGUGUGCGGCCAGCGUUUCCGCUUCUCCAACAUGCUCAAGGCCCACAAGGAGAAGUGCUUCCGGGUCAGCAACCCCCUGGCUUCGGACACCACCAACCCCGCCAACAAUGGCGGCGGCCUCUCCGCUCCCCAGGGUGCCCCCUCGCCUCACUCACUCACUUUGCCGCUGCUCCACCCCGUGCCCCCUCCUCCGCACCUACCGCCACCGCCUCCCCUGUUCCCAGCCGGGCGGGUCAAUUCGAACAACUAGGCCAGCGUGCGCCCGGACUGCUCUGCCACGCGGGGAGUGCCCAGCGGGCUGCUCGUCGGCGUGACGCGGGGAGAAGGAGGGAGGCGGUUCAUUCUCUCUCUUUCAAUUUUUUACCCCCCUUGGUUUUAUGACGAGCCCAUCAGCCUUCCGUCGAAAGGACGUUCAAUCAGGGUGUAGACAAACGGCUCUUCCUUCCCUCCUCCUUCCAUGGCUUUAGCGUUUCCCAAGCCCUGCUCAGAGUCCUCCUCCCGCCUCACCAGGCAUUGUUGCUGAGCUGGUUUACCUCUGCCGCCUAGUGCACUGUUGUAUCAGGGUAACGCUUAACACAAUGUCUUCCCGCUUGCACGUGGUCCUCCAUGUUCCGUGCGAUUACAUUAGACUAACAGUGCACAGCUCACGCUCAGCCCCAUAGAGCCAUUUUCACUAGUUCCUUACGGCAGCAGUAAGGGUUUUUUCAGGGCCGCCCAGAGGGGGAGGGGCAAGUGGGGCAAUAUGCCCCGGGCCCCACAGGGGCCCCACAAACCCUGGUCCAGUGGCGGUCAGGGUCUUCGGCAGCGG
Messenger RNA from Mauremys reevesii (Reeves's turtle), 2934 nucleotides. RefSeq names its product zinc finger and BTB domain containing 47 (gene ZBTB47). The record is from RefSeq and is a predicted model, not a curated record. Gene Ontology annotation, biological process: regulation of transcription by RNA polymerase II. Gene Ontology annotation, cellular component: nucleus. Bases 232 to 2376 code for a protein of 714 amino acids. The transcript has 6 exons. Lineage: Eukaryota; Metazoa; Chordata; Testudines; Geoemydidae. Gene Ontology annotation, molecular function: DNA-binding transcription factor activity, RNA polymerase II-specific; RNA polymerase II cis-regulatory region sequence-specific DNA binding; protein binding.